AUGUGAUCUUGUCACGCUCUGUACGUCCAGUCUGCUGUAGUUAGCAGCUAGCCUUUCACCUGCUAAAUGCUGUUUGUAAAAUGUCACUUCUGCUUUGAAGACAUCGAUUAUUUUACAACAAAAUGGAAUCAAAAGGAACUUUUAAUACUGCAGGAUCCUCAGUGGACAUGACGCGCAGCGACGAGGAGUCCAUGGUGGACGGACCUCUCAUUUCGGCCGACGCCCUCCACUCCGCCAUCAGGAGAGAGUUUCACACCGUACCGACGGCCUGGCACGCCGCCCUGCUCUCUCUGUUGCACGUUGUGUUUGUGGUGCUGUCUGUGUGUGUGGCGGCGCUGUGUGUGCUGAAGUUGGGCCGGGAAGAUGUUUGCACCAGUGUUUUGGGUCCGGUGCAGGGCGACAGCGUGGUAGUCUUUGGCAAGGUGGGCCUGUGGCUGCUGGUGCUCUUGUUCACCUGGUGCGUGCAGCACCAUCACAGUCGGGCCCGGUGCAGAGGCUACCUGAGGUUCUACAGACAGACGCAGGGACUCAAGCACCUGCCUCUCACCGUCCACUCCGCAGGCAAUGUGAUGCUGUUGGUUGUCAUGGCUGCGAGACUGUCACCCACUGUGCACGCCUACAUGCUGCUCAGCAUUCUGGCCUUGGAGCUUUUGGUGGCCUUGCCCUGCCUCCUCUAUUACACAGGUCAACUUUUUUACAAUUUUUUUUUAUUGCUGACUUCAUCACCCUCGCAACCAAAAAAGCGCCUUGCAAUGUUUUUAACGCAUACAGAUUCACUUUGCCAUAACUGCAAUGAAACCUCUAUGCAGGGUGGUGGCCCACAUCUAAUUUGCUUAUAUUUUAAAACUAUUCUCUUAAAAAUAGCAGAGGUACAACAUUGGUAUAGCUGCACAUUACUUACAGAUACAGCCUCCGAGGCAGAAGCCUAUUAAAACGUAUGCUCUGUAUCGUACAGUGGCCGAGAAGUGCAAAACACUUAUUACAAUUACCCCACCCGGAAGGGGAUUGUAUCCCUGUUUUACCCUCAUUAUUCAAAUAUUUGAUCUGUUCCCUCUGCCUGGUAAGUACCAUGUAACUGUUGCAGAUAUAACAAUGGGCGGAGCGCCGUCAAGUGCAACACCUUUUGUUUUUAAUUUUGCACAAAGGCACGGGGUGGUGGAGUAUUUCAUCUGUUAGCACAGCAAAAAAAACUCAACAAAAGGCAGGGCGACUGUUCAUCAUGUGCGUCCAAUUGAGAAAUUGCGUCUCUUCCUGAAUUUGCACAGCCAUCAGAGGCGUUUGACUCGCUUUAUUGUCAUAUCCUUUACACCACAUGCUUCAGUUCCUUUCUGUCUUUAUUUGCGUCACGUGAUGUUUGGAUGAAUCUUAUUGAUUCAGCACAUUGCAAACCUCCAAAGACCUAAGCUACCAAAUCAACACCGAAGCGCUAGCCCAGGGGUAGGCAACCCACAGCCUCCUUUUUGUGGCUCCUUUCCUUCAUGACAGAAAGAGGGGGAAAAAAGGGUAUUUAUUCAUGAAAUUAUUUUUUAUAUAUUAUUUUACUUAUUUUAUGUGUUGGAGUUCGAAGUGAAACUUAAACAUCAAAUGUAAAAAAAUUGAUCAUUUGUCAAUUAUAAUAUGCUUCCCAUCCAUGUCUAUAACCCUUGCCUUUACCUGCAGGCAGCUUCUUGCGCGUGCAAUCCCCAUGUUGUUUUUGUUCAGCAGUAGUUUUGGUCUUGGAACUCUGCCAUGCAGGCCGUUUUUGCCCAGUGUCUUUCUUAUGGUGGAGUCAUGAACACUGACCUUAACUGAGACAAGUGAGGCCUGCACUUGUUUGGAUGUUGUUGUGGGGUCUUUUGUGACCUCUCGGGACCGGUUGUCACUGCGCUCUUGGGGUCAUUUUGGUUGGCCGGCCACUCCUGGGAAGGUUCACCACUGUUCCAUGUUUUGGCCAUUUGUGGAUAAUGGCUCUCACUGUGGUUGACUGGAGUCCCAAAGCUUUAGAAAUGGCUUUAUAACCUUUUCCACACUGAUAGAUCUCAGUUAAGGUAUGUUUUUUUUAAAUUAUUAUUAUAUUGAAGUAGGUUGCGGUUUAUUUAAAUUUUACACAAAUGAAUACGUGAAGGACUCAAAAAGGCCUCACAAACUGCACUUGUGUUUGUUGUAUUCUGCUGUUGUAACAGGUCAAAUUUAAAAAGACUAACUCUUGUGUUACGUUUGUCGCUUCAGACUAUUUUUCUUUAUUAUAAGACAGAGCAAAGUGUCUCUUUUCAAAGUAAAGGUUGCCAACCCCUGCACUAGCCUAAUGCAAAGUGCAUACGCACAACAAGCUCGUGUCCUCCCAUCAUCACCAUGGGCUUUACCAGCAUGGUACCAGCGCACAUGUAAGAUGAGCAGCAGUAGUGCACACACACACACACACACACACACACACACAACCCCCUAACACUGAGGACACAUUCACAUGACAAUGGCCACCCUGCCCUUUUCAAAGUGGACAGCAUGACAAUCAGGCAUUCAGCUCCAUCUUCCCAACCUCUUAUUCACUCGCUCCCUCGGCUGAUCUGCUGAUUUUUCACUUUGGGUGCACGACGCAACACAACGCAACGCAAUGCAAUGCCGUUCCAAGCUCAGUGAUGACGCUCCCCGCCUUUGUGCCCUUCUCCGCCUCCCGGAAGCCAAAGAAGAACACCUCAGCUAAAUGUAAAUGACCCCCAUCUUUCACUGUUCACGUCCCUUCUAUCACAGCUUAACACAGUUUUGUUUUGUUUUACCCAUAAUUCUUUCAUUCACUCAUCUCAAUGCUUACGUACAAAAACAAGUAGUUAGUAGAAGCUUGCCGCCUAAUCCAGAAUGAAACGAAUAUACUGCAAACAAUACAAAAUACACACUUUUAACAUAUUCAUUGUACUAUAAAAAGCCACAAAUGUUUUUUUUUUUUUAUUAAAAUAUUUAUAAAAAGUACAUUUGGAGAUACGUGCUGUUUAUCAGGCAUUGGAGGACAAACGAUCUCAUAUUUAGCCAUACUUUUAGCAAAAAAUUGUUAUUUAAAAAAAGUAAAAAAAAAUUAUAAGACAAAUCAAUACAUUGUCAAAUCUACAAUUUAAAAACAAUAUAUAUUUAUAAAUUAAAAUACUACUGUGGGAGAGUCUGUUAAGAUGAAUGAAAGGCCAAAAAUACACAGACAAAUGCAUACAACUUGUUUUAAUUAGUGAUAUAAAUAUUUCUAAAAACUAGGUUUUUUUAUAUGCACAUGCUGUUUUUCAGUGUGUUAUCUUCAUAUUCAGGCUUAUGAUCAGUAAUUAAGAUCAUUAAAAAAAUCAAUCAGCUUAAAAGUACUGGGGGAAAGUGGCAAAGUGGCUAAAAAAUUAAAAACAACACAUUAAAAAGACCAAAAAUGUACAGCUAAAAAUUAACUCUGUCUUAUUUGCAAAAUAAUAUCAAAUCUGUGCAAUAAUAAAUGAAUAGAGUGGCUAGAAAGUCAUGUGGGAAAUACAGUAUAUAAAGAUUAAUGCACAUGCAAGAUGGGAAAAAAACAAACUCAGAACAGUUGUGCACGUUUUGGUGAGUGUAAAGCACAUACUACAGUAUAUUGUUGCAAGCAAGUCAUAUGAGCAUGAGGAACAUUUAUAUACAUUAAUUCACACACAGACUUCUUUCUUCUUCUAUGGUUCGGGACGUCACGUUGGUUGCGUCUGCGUGUCUGUUCACAGCGCCUCACGUAGGUGUGCCUUGUGUAUUGCAUCCUUUUCACCCAGUCAUCCUUCCCAUCUGGAUGCAGCUACUAUGUACUAAUCUUGUGCAGUAUGUACGCCAAUGCCAGGACAGAAAAAACAAAAAAGAAAAUCAACUUUCCGGUGUGGACGGAGCCUGAGUGUCUGAAGUUAUUUUUCUUUUAUAAGCGUAUAUUAGCAUGAAAGGAUGAGAGGAUAUUGAUAGUGAAGACUUGUGUCUUGAAAGGAAAUCCAUAUUAAAGGAGUGUUUGGCCGCCACGGGGCGCAGAUUGGUGGCCCAGAUACCCGAGAGCCAAGCAGGUGGAGAUAAGGCGGGGGGGUGGGCAUUCGGGCUGAGCCUAGCCAAAGGGUAGCCCUCAGCAACUCCACACACACACACACACACACACACAUUGUCCCCACAUUUACAGUGAGGGGGUCAAUCCAUGUGGUUGACCACAUUCCAGCGCAGAUCAGUGCAGUGAGCCGCGACGCAAACCCAGCGACGCCUCGCUGCACAACCCUUCUAAAAGCACAAAUCAGCUGACACACACACAUGCAUGGUCAAGGUGACGUAGAUGCUUCGAGGGUGGGGGUGGGGGACCCUCAGAGUUGUCCAAGGAGCCAGUGAGCGGUCAGAAUGCCUGCAGCCAUCAAGACCAUACAGGAAGGCCUCGUUGUACUUCCCUUUGAAGUGCGUGCUUGAUUGUAAGUGUGCGUGUGUGUGUGUGUCUUUGAGGUGUGCUGUAUGUUUGUGCCUCUCAUUUGAACAUGAAUGCACUCAUGAAGCUCUGCUCUCCAGACCUCCAUGCACAUCAAAGCUGCAUGUUGGCCUUCAAAGGCUUCACUUGUCUUACAUCUCUCACUGCACCGCAUGGCCACCACCCGCUGGAAGCACUGCAGGGCGCGCGCACACACACACACACACAAACACACACACACCUCUGCAUGCCAAUGAAUUCUUGCAUUGACAGAUGAAGAUGUAGCAUUACAUUUUUUAUUGUGCUUGGAGUUUGCAGUUGAGGAGUUGACAGGGUAAUACACAAUGUUGACAAUGUAAUACACAAGGCACACCUACGGGUGGCGCUGUAAACAGACACGCAGACAGAACCACGUGACACACUAAACCAUAGAAGAAGAGAGAACGCAUGCACGUAUUUCGCUUUCCAAGGCUGGUCUAGACUAAUGAAAGGGGGGAAUUACCUCUGUGAGUCAUUUUGGGAAAUAAGACAAGAAAAUAUCGAGUGGAGUGCGUCGUGUCUGUCCACAUAUUCACAUAUUACGCUUGCUUGUCAUCAAAGCUCACUUCGUGACGGGUCGGCGAUGUCACUGUUUUCCGAAAGAAGCGCGUUGCUUGUCUACACAAAAACAACAAGCCGGUGUUUUCAGAUUUUCCCAGUGUGGAAACCAUUUUCAAAAAAUACAAUUUCGGGUCACCCAGGCCACCCACGCCGUUUCUGUGUGGAUGAAAGGCUGAAACCAUAAAUACUUUGUUUCCGUGUGGAUAGCCCCUCGUUGUCAGUGGUGUAGUGCUACUACUCAUGUUUGGCCUCUACUUGCUAGCUUAGCAGACAGACAUGUUGUCAAUAAAGAUUCCAUUUCAGAGCCUUUACUUUGAAACGUCAACAGAGAGAACUAAAGCAUGUCAAUCAUGACCAACAUACAAAUCAUUUCAUCAAUGAAAUGUGCUCUAAUCUUGACUGACGUAGUAGCAGUGGGUUUAUGCUAAUCAUCACAGUAGUGGAGUUCAGUCUUCCUCCUUGAAAUGUAACGCGUGUCGCAGACCAACUCGUGCCGGUGGCUGCGUGGGCCGACCGUUGGCACCUUUUUGCAGCCUCAUUGUUAUCACCUGGAAAUGUGCACUCAUCCAUGGCUCAUCGGCGUUCCUCAGAUCUGGCCAGCAUCCUGGUCUGAGCACUCUGACAAGGACGUGCCAAAUGUGGCACCUCUUUUCAACUGCUCCUCCCCAGCCUCCUCCCAGCAUCCCGCCAUCGUUUCUUCAUCCUCAUCGUGCCUUCUUCAGAUUGGACUUGACAAUAACAUGACUGCAGAUCUCAUGAAUAAACAAUACAGUGGUACCUUGGUUAACAUCCGCCUCCGGUUAGUACGUUUUUCGGUUAACAUCCCAUAUUUUUUUAUCAAAUUUUGCCUCGGCUUGCGUUGCUUCCUCCGCGUCCAAAAUACCGUCCGGUUUGUUUACGCCUCCAUCUUGGAUCACUCACCCAAGACGAAAUCUCGGAGACUUCCAAUCGUGGGCCGCAGGCACCACUUUAGGGCAGCAGCAUUUGUUUCUAUCAGAGUUGUGGAGAUACACGCGAUGGAACUGGAUCGUACCGAGGCAGGGGUGCAAGACCUCCCAAUUUUACGCCUCAGAAGAGAAGAGCGUCAUCAGUUCAGAGGGAUGUAAAUGUGACGGGUGCGGCUCAUUUCUGCUUCCAACAACAAGUAAAGGCAUCAUUAAUUAUUGGCGUUUUCAGGUCAAAACAACAAAGUAUUUUAUCCUUUCAGCCUCUCAUCCACACGGAAACGCCGUUCUGGCGGACCUGAACCUAUUUUUUGAAAACUGCUUCCAGAGUGGGAAAAACUGAAAAGACUGGCUCGUUGUUUCUGUAUAGACGAGCAAUCUGCUACUCUUUUAAAACGAUGACGUCAGCGGCCCGUCGCCAUCACAGCGCCACACGUACUGUAGUAUGGAUGCAACUAUUUACUAAUGCAACACUGUGUGGACACCAUUGUUUUUCCAGAAAAUAAUCUCUGGAGCGUUCCCAUGUGGACAUGCCUUAAAUGGGACGUAUCCAUACUCGAGUGUUGUCUUUCCUUUAAAAGCAGUGUUGGUCUUUGGUAGCCUUGUCUUUAGUAGUAAGACUAGUGGAGGUGCGUAAUUCCUGCCAGGCAGGAAUAGUCGAAGUGAAAGGUGCCUGAUCAGUCUAUUGUGUUAAAGGGCCCUCUCACACAACACAAGUGUUUACACACAUUGAGGGCUUCAUUAUGCAGGAAUGCGCAGCAUUUCUUUGUGUGGAGGUGCUGCCAUGGAGCAGAGCAAAGAUUUGUCCUCUUUAGAAUCUCCCGGACAUUUUCCUCUGACUAAUGACACUGGAGUCUUCCCAGUACCCCCUGAUAACCACUGACACCACCCAGUCAGUCUUCCAUGUUCAUCUGCGUCCCUCAGACAGCAGGUGAGCAGUGAUGUACUGUAGGUAGCACACUACAUUACACUACAAUCCAUUAUUGUUUGGGUGAGACACACACUUUUUAGCCUUCUGUCAGUUUCUGCGUUGUGUCACGUCUGUGUUGCGUAAGUACUGGAAUGAAACAAAACCAAAAGCACAAUCUAAUAAAUUGUUGAAGUAUAAUGUCAUGAUGCAGCGCUGUACUGGGUCCUGUGUGUCUUGCAAUAUUGAAAUAGCUGAUGGCGCUUCAUCAGGGUUUACCUAUCAGAACUGAGCACCACCGCAGGCGACUUUGCACUUGAUCUAUAACCAUCCCAAAUAUGCCUGUGAAUACUGUCAUUCAUCCGGGCCGUUGUAUUCUCAGGACAUUGAAUCUAUUGCAACGUGACUGUUCAGGUUGUCUUAGAAGACAUUUGGCCUCUCAUCUGAACAGGCUUCAUCCGUUCCUGCUCAAAGACCAGGUGGGACACACACUAGUCAGACUAGAUAGGAUACCUCGUUCCAGUCUGACGGGUGUGUGUGAUGAAGCUUGCUUGGAUGAAAGGACAAACGUCUUCUAAGACAACGUGAACAGUCCAUUUGUGAUGGAUUCAUUGCCCUAAGGAUCCCAAAUAUGGAAACAAGCUAGUUUUCUGCAGAGUACUAAUGAUUUAGCGAGGGCACACGGCACUGUUAUUCCUGUUCCAAUGGACAUGCACGCUAUCUGCUUUCUACUUAUAAUUUGCCAUGUUCUUCCUGGUGUAUCAGACUUCUUCUUCAGGAAUACACAGUGCACUUGAACGCCUCAUUAGCGUAAAGCGCUUAUUAGGAGGUCCGAACACACAUAAUGAAUUUGUCUUUCGCACAUGUGUCAAUGGAGAGCUGAGACACUGCAGGUUUUCUCUCCAACCAGUUCCUCCAGCAGGUGAUUUCAUUGAGCUCCUUCCCUCAAAUUUGAUGGAGGUGUUGAUCAUUAAAAUCACCUGUUUUAGUGGCUGGUUGGAAAGAAGACCUGCAGCGUCUCGGCCCUUCAUGGCACGAGUUUGACACCCCUGGUCUAUUGUCUCCCAACUCUAAAAGAAGCACUAUCCAUUCUUCAGAGACUGAGUCACCAACGUGUGGAUACUUUGUUUGGGCACUGUUUGGCUGUACAAUAACUGAAACAUCCCCCAAUACAUCCAUCUUCUUCCGCUUUUCCGCGAUGGGGUUGUGAGGGCAGCAGCCUCGGCUCCUCCCGGCAGAUCCCUCGGCAUUCCCAGGCCAGUUGGGAGACAUGGUCUCCCCAAUGUGUCCUGGGUCUUCCCCGAGGCCUCCUACCAGUCGGAUGUGCCCAGGGGGGCGUCCAGGAGGCAUGCUGGCCAGAUGCUUUGUUUGAAUACUGUUUGGCUGUACGAUAACGGAGCCAUAUUUUUGUCAAAAACUGGGCUGUACAAACAGUAUCGGUAUAGGUGAUACUGGCCCUGCAUUCACUUGAUAUUACAUUGAUACCAAAAAUUGUAGUAAAGUCGUCCCUCGUAUAUAGCAGUUAAUUGGUUCCAGGCUCGACUGCGUUAAGAGUUUCCACAGUAUAGGAUUCAAUGUUAACAAACAAAAUAUUUCUGUAGUUACUACUUUCUAAAUAAAUUUUUUUAACAUUAUUAGAGCCCUGUGGACAUGAAAUAACACCCCAUAGUCACUUUUACACUCCUAUUAGAAGCCAGAAACUUACCACUUCCACACGGAAUGGGAGGAUAACUUUUUUCCGGUCUGUGAUGUGGGACAUACCAUGGCUGACUUCAUGCAGUGUUAUGGUAAUGUCAUGUAAGCUAUCGUGUCAUUACUGCCACCUAGUGACCACAAUCCUACAUAUCACUUGUAUUUACAUGACCAAUAAUAAUAGACCAUAGUCAAUUGGAUAUACUGUAGUAUUGCCAUGCCUGUGGAGUGACACACGUGGACUCCUGCGCUCACAGUACGCUCCACACCUUGACGCUAGGCCCGCCCCUGCCCCCCUUGAGUAAAGGUGUAUGUUUAGGGCGUGAGAAUUAGAGCUUUAAGUGCAGGAUAUUGCAGCCCGUAACAACUAAGUGUGGGUUAUAACAGCCCGUGUGUGUGUUUUUAGAAGAAGGUGAGGUUUGGAGAAGUGUAAAAAGUCAUUAGGCAGUGCAGGCAACUCUCGCUGCUCGUUGGUGUGCUGAUUUGAAAAGGUUUCAUUUCAUUUCACCAGUCAUAGUCA
Molecule: messenger RNA, 9056 nt
Organism: Dunckerocampus dactyliophorus (ringed pipefish)
Lineage: Eukaryota; Metazoa; Chordata; Actinopteri; Syngnathiformes; Syngnathidae
Gene: tmem192
Product: transmembrane protein 192
Exons: 4
Coding region: 123-932 (269 amino acids)
Cellular component (GO): lysosomal membrane; late endosome
Source: RefSeq, a predicted model, not a curated record